ACUAUGUUCGCAUCGCCGUAAUGCUGACGAGAAGAGCGAAGAGGAUCACGUCAUAUGAUGCUUUGAAAUGGGGAAUCCACCAUGUCGUCGUUUCGUUCCCUGCCCCACCGAACGGAUAACAACGACCAUCACCAACGUCCUUCAUCCACCAUAACUUCAGAAACACACACAAACUCUCUCCCCAGACUAAUCCCCAGCCUCGAAAUCUUCCACCCCAUCUAAACACAUAAACACCGAUAAUAAUAAAAACCCCCGUCAAACACUACACAAAAUGGUCGCAAUGGGCGGCGGACCAGAGCUCCCGCACCCCCCGCACGCAGCAAAGGAGAAAGAGCUCGUGCUCUGCGUCGUGCCGUUCCCUGAAAACGCGGCCAAGAAGGGGAUUGAAAAGGUGGAAGAGGAGUUUGAAGAUGUUGAGGUGCGGUAUUAUUACUCGAGGGUUGAGAAGGGCAGGCCGGUGCAGAUUGAUAUCCCUGAAGACCUCAUCCACCGCGCCACCUACAUCUGCACGCUCUUCUGGCUCCCCCCAACCGCAUCCUCCAUCCCCUCGAUAAAAUUCAUCCAAUUCUUCAACGCAGGCAUCAACAACGUAGCCACACACCCCAUCUACACCGACUCGACCAUCCCGCUGUGCUCAGCCAAUGGCGUCCACGGCCCCCAGAUCGCAGAAUGGGUCGUCAUGAUGGACCUGCUGCACAGCCACGGGUUCGUCACGUACUGGGAGCAGCAGAAGCGGCGGGAGUGGAAUUCGCGGUAUCAGGAGGUGGUGGUGAGGGACCGUGUGGGGAAACGGGUUGGUGUGUUGGGGUAUGGGAGUAUUGGGCGGCAGGUCGCCCGCGUGGCAAAAGCAAUGGGCAUGGAUGUCCUCGCCUACACGGCCUCCCCUAAACCCACGCCCGAAUCCCGGAAAGACACUGGUUUCAUAGUCCCGGGGACCGGCGACCCAGAUGGCAGCUUCCCCAGCGCAUGGUACAGCGGCACCUCCAAGGAAGCCCUGCACGAGUUCCUAUCGCAGGAGUUAGACCUGCUCGUCAUUGGCGUGCCAUUAACAAAAUCAACGACCCACCUCCUCUCCACCCCCGAAUUCGAGCUCCUCCACAAAAGCAAUCCGCGCGGCACCUACGUGGCCAACAUCGCGCGCGGCCCCAUCAUCGACCAAGCUGCGCUCAUCGCAGCGUUGGAAGGAGGCCUGAUAGGUGGCGCCGCCCUCGAUGUGACGGACCCGGAGCCGCUGCCGAAGGAGGACCCGCUGUGGACGGCGCCGAACUGCACCAUCACGCCGCAUGUGAGCGGGAAUACGGAUGCGUAUGUGGACCGGGCGUUUGAGCUGUUGCGGGAGAAUAUGCGGCGGGAGAGGGCGGGGGGGAAGCUUGUUAAUGAGGUGGAGAGGGGGAGGGGGUAUUAG
Molecule: messenger RNA, 1405 nt
Organism: Dothidotthia symphoricarpi CBS 119687
Lineage: Eukaryota; Fungi; Ascomycota; Dothideomycetes; Pleosporales; Dothidotthiaceae
Exons: 4
Coding region: 272-1405 (377 amino acids)
Molecular function (GO): NAD binding
Source: RefSeq, a predicted model, not a curated record